This is a messenger RNA of Gigantopelta aegis, 3593 nucleotides long. RefSeq lists its product as uncharacterized. The record is from RefSeq and is a predicted model, not a curated record. The transcript has 6 exons. The coding region runs from base 365 to 1897 and encodes 510 amino acids. Lineage: Eukaryota; Metazoa; Mollusca; Gastropoda; Neomphalida; Peltospiridae.
UCGGUAGAAAGCAUGAUGAUGUGUGUUAGACAUUGCUUAAUCGCUGCACCCGAGUAAAUACCACUUCACCGAAGCUAACGGCACCUGUGUAAAUACUACUUCAGUGAACUUUACAUUUUUGAAACUUUUUAUGCAUAUAUUUAUUCCCAGUUUACGUUACAAGGUUUAACUCUACCCACAACUUGUCUUCUGUCGUUAUGAAUCAUACAUGACUGCUAUGGAUUUAUUGUAUGCUUGAGUCAACGAUGUGAUACACCUAGAACCAUAUACGGAUCAAAGGUUCUACCAACCAGCCUAGAAAAAUAAUCGGAAAUAUAUACCAAGUAUUUGUUUGUUACAUUAAUACAAUACAAACAUCCUGACCAUGAGGACUACCUGUUUGUCUAUUGUUAUCUUGACUAUCAUGCUAAUUGGUGUAACGGUAGCAGACACCAGAAUUCAGCGAAGAGGUGAUAGCACGGCCAAGACUAAGAGUUGGCUGAAGGGUCUCCUGUCAAGUAUUUUUGGCAGUAGUGAGAAAAAGGGGCCACCUCCUGCUGAGAAUAAUUCGACGUCUAACACAGACCAGUCGACAGUAUCUGGGAACCAGACGCAACAAAAUAACAACGAAACCCUGAACGGAGAUCAAAACUCCGCGAAUAAUAGUGCAGGAAAUACCACGACUCCUUCUACAAAUCUAACUAUCACAACAGCCCCUUCUCAAUCAUCGGGCAACUCUACGACGACGCCUCAGUCUGGCAAUUUGACCACGACGCCCCAUUCUGGCAAUGUGACCACGACGCCCCAGUCUGGCAAUGUGACCACGACGCUUCAGUCUGCCCAGGUGACUUCAACACCAUCGCCAGCUAACACCACGGCAAAUGCAGUCACUGGAGGACAAAACCCACCUACGUCAUCUUCCGGAUCAGCUGCAACAACCGCAAACGCUAACCCUAGCUCUGACAAUAGGAACAAAACGAAGCAAAACUGUUUCACGAGCAUAUCGUUAGACAAGUUUUGUAUUCUUCCGGAAGCAUUUCAAGUCUAUCUGAACGGCAACAAGUCGGUGGAGAUGGUGUAUUCUAAAAUGUUCUCAAAUGGCGUCAUCACUCGACUCGCCGAUCAAUGUCCCGUGGCAGAAUGGUGUUUACCGGAAGAUCCGCCAUCUUUGUUUUCUAAAAAAAUGACCGAUUUUUACAACAGUCCUUUUUGCGAUGAUGGAUUCGUGCAGUGUCUGACUCUAAUAGCAGAACAAUACAAGGAAUGUCCUGUUAGAAAGAAGCUGGUGUUUCUGGCCAACUCACUGAGUAUGCUAUGCGGGAUGAAGGUUAUGAAAUCACAGAUUAGUGCCCUGUGCUUCGGUCAGACGUUGGCAACAUUGCACCUCACCAUCGCGACUGAAAUCCACAUAGAACGCAACCCGAAACUAGACACGGAUUUCAGCAUAACGGAUUUCUGCAACUCUCCCAAAUCGAAGAUGUCCAAAUACUAUCUGUGUAACUUAGAGCGGUGUCCAGAUCUUCAUCUAAUGCUAAACAGUUUUUAUCCAUGGGCGUGGUUUCUACACACUCGGCCCUCCCCGUUUGAUCUCUGUAACUACCCACAGCCCUGCGGUGCUGGCAAGACAAAUACGACUACCGGGACGUCGCCACCAGUGACUAAGUCUGUAACUACAAUCACGAUGUCCACAUCAGCACCAGGAGAGGCGUCGACACCGAAUAAUGACGGACACACCUUCUUUUACGUCGUGACUGGAGACGAUUCCACAAGCCUGCUGGUUGGCGUUGCGACUGGUACCGCUGUGGCCCUCGUUGGAAUGACAAUUCUUAUCUGCGCAUGUCACAAACGUGCCCGUAGAGUCAAUGGCGCCAUUUAUCGGAGUGGAUACAAAAAGCUUCCAAAUGACGACGACCCAUAAUGGAUAUCACAUCAUGAACAGGGGGUUAUGGGAAGGGGCGAUUGUGGGAUGGGGUGUGGGGGGUCUACGUGAACGAAAUAUGAUUCAUGUCAGUGGAUACAAGUUGCAGGUGUAAAAAGGUAAUUUACUGCUUAGUUUGAAUACGAACAGCUGAGUAGUGUCUCCAGAAAAUUAAUGCAAAGCGAAGUUCAUAAACCAAAUCGUAACUUAUUUUAAGUGCAACAAGGUGCGUUUAUAUAACUAUGGAUAACAAAAUAACAAAAAUAAAGAUGCUUUGUCAAACAGGAAAUGAAAUUAAUGGAAGCAAAGGUAUUGUCAUAUGACUAACAACUUUGUAAAUUUUAUUUUAAUGUUGCAUUAACAAAUUUUAAAUAGAAUAAUCUCUUUCAAAACUUCAGCUAAGAAAGAUAAAAUAAAUACUAUACCCCAUCAAUAUUCAAAUUGUACUUGUUAUGUGAAUUGUACUUAACAAUAACAUUAAAUCUAAAACACAAUUGCUUGCUUUUCAAAGCAGUUUUAUACAAAGGACCUAACUCUACACCCACUAUAUUAAUUGCCUUUAAAUGCAACAGAGGCCCGUAGCAACCGAAUCGGAGGAGGUCACAGCCCCCACUUGAAGAUAAAAAUGUAUGUGUUUUUUCCCUACUCUAUUUAAUAAAGAUAAAACUAUUGCUUGUAUUGCGCCUUCCCUAGAGGCUGUCCCCACUUCUGAUAGCUUACCUACAGCCCUGCAACAGGUUUGGUUUCCUUUAUACUAUUUAAUAAAGAUAAAACUAUUGCUUGUAUUGCGCCUUCCCUAGAGACUGUCCCCACUUCUGAUAGCUUACCUACAGCCCUGCAACAGGUUUGGUUUCCUUUAUACUAUUUAAUAAAGAUAAAACUAUUGCUUGUAUUGCGCCUUCCCUAGAGACUGUUCCCACUUCUGAUAGCUUACCUACAGCCCUGCAACAGGUUUGGUUUCCUUUAUACUAUUUAAUAAAGAUAAAACUAUUGCUUGUAUUGCGCCUUCCCUAGAGACUGUCCCCACUUCUGAUAGCUUACCUACAGCCCUGCAACAGGUUUGGUUUCCUUUAUACUAUUUUUAUUUCGUGAACUCAGAUCAUAUACAUAGUUGAAUUACACACAUAUUCAUUUCAAUCUGUACACGAAUAAAAUAAAAUAAAACAAAAAAUAAAAUAAAAACAAAACAAAACAAAUAAAAUAAAAUAAAAUAAAAUAAUAAAUAAAUAAAUAAUAAAAUAAAACAAAACAUGUACUUCAGUAUUUCUAUAUCACUUGAACAAAAACACACUUUUGCUGCAAUACCAUAUUAAGUUACUUCAAGGCGGAAGGAUAUGGUAGUACGAAGGUCUUAGAGUGUCACAGUACUGAAUAUUGAUGAUGAACUGUGCACGAAACAUUUACUACUUACAUUACCUACUGGUGGGAAAUAAUUACGUGACAUCACAAUACCGUUAUCAAGUUUGACACCCUUAUAAAAUAUUUUAUUGGUUUCUGAUAAUUUCUUUCUCUAUUUUAUUAAUAUAUUUUUUAAUUUAUUGAUUACACAUGUUAGGCAGUAACUUGAGUGUCCUCUAGCCCUGCCCUGUUUAUACACAAGACAGACCAGAGCUACAGAACACUCGAGCUAACCAGACAGAAGAAAAAUGUUUUUCGGAAUAAUAUUAUGAUACAGCAAUAAAAAUGAAAAGAAAAA